UCGGCAGCACCUGGUGUCGGUGUGUCCUGAGUCUAUCUGCUGUCAGGAGGCUGACCUGGACCAUGCCAUGCGUGGUGAAGCAUGUUUAACAAAUGUUCGCACACUUGUGUGCCGCGGAACAGCGGCUGGGAAUCACUGGAUUGGAGCACAGUUAUGGGGCGAAUCUGUUUUGGCUUGAUGUAAAUCCUGCCCGCUGGCGGGGCUCGGCCUCUCUGGCUUUUCGUCUGAGCUUGACCAUUUAUUUACUGAUAAACACUACUUCACCUAAGAGACUUGAGUAUCCAGUUCUUCGUUGACCUUCAGCAUUCAGUGGUUUGUCUUCACCUUUUCAGGUUUCCUGUGUCCAGCAUCUUCAAGACAGACUAAGCUACCUUUUCAUAUUUUUUGCACAUUUAUAUUUAGGGUAGGUUAGGAGUAGGUAAGGUUUAUAGUAGAGUAUUUAGUUUGUAUAGUUUAGCUUUUUAUGCUGGUCUAGGGACAGUUAAGUUAGCAAAUGAAUUUAGUUCAGAUCACUUACAGUUGCAUAUUAUUGUUACAAUUGUGUUAUUUUGUGAGUUAUUGUUGUACAGGCUAUUGUAUAUUGCAGGACCAAGUGAGACGAGGAAGACCACUGCUUCCAAGAUGCCGCUCAGAAAGUGCGUUGGACAAGUCUCGACCUUGCAGAUCCUGCCACACUUAGCCCAACCACUUCCGACCAUGGGGUACCUCAAAGACCUCCGUCAACCAGCCGGCUGUGGAUGAUGGAUAACGCACCCACAACUCCUUGUCCAGUCUACAAGAAAGCGAUUGAUCUUGUGACCAAAGCCACAGAGGAAGACAAGGCAAAGAAUUAUGAAGAGGCCUUGCGACUCUACCAGCAUGCUGUGGAGUAUUUCCUACAUGCUAUCAAAUAUGAGGCCCACAGCGACAAGGCAAAGGAGAGUAUACGAGCGAAAUGUAUGCAGUACCUGGACAGAGCGGAGAAACUCAAAGACUAUCUAAAAAAUAAAGACAAACAGGGCAAGAAGCCUGUCAAGGAGGCACAGAGCAAUGACAAGAGUGAUAGUGACAGCGAGGGUGAAAAUCCAGAGAAGAAGAAACUGCAGGAGCAACUUAUGGGUGCCAUCGUAAUGGAGAAGCCCAAUGUCAGGUGGAACGAUGUGGCUGGACUGGAGGGAGCUAAGGAAGCUCUGAAGGAAGCUGUCAUCCUACCCAUUAAAUUCCCUCACCUCUUUACAGGCAAGCGAACUCCGUGGAGAGGCAUCCUGCUGUUUGGCCCUCCAGGGACGGGGAAGUCGUACCUGGCUAAGGCUGUGGCCACUGAGGCCAAUAACUCCACCUUCUUCUCUGUGUCGUCCUCAGACCUCAUGUCCAAGUGGCUGGGAGAGAGUGAGAAGCUGGUGAAGAACUUAUUUGACCUGGCUCGCCAACACAAACCCUCAAUCAUCUUCAUCGAUGAGGUGGAUUCUCUGUGCGGCUCCAGGAAUGAGAACGAGAGCGAAGCUGCCCGCCGCAUCAAAACAGAGUUCUUGGUCCAGAUGCAGGGUGUUGGAAACAACAACGAUGGUAUCCUGGUGCUCGGAGCCACAAACAUCCCCUGGGUGCUAGAUGCUGCCAUCCGCAGAAGAUUUGAGAAGCGUAUCUACAUCCCUCUACCGGAGGAGCCAGCUCGGUCUCAGAUGUUUCGUCUUCAUCUGGGCAACACACCACACAGCCUGAGCGAGGCCGACCUCCGGCAGCUCGCCCACAAAACAGACGGCUACUCCGGCGCUGACAUCAGCAUCAUCGUCCGGGACGCUCUCAUGCAGCCUGUUAGGAAGGUCCAGUCUGCCACUCACUUUAAAAAGGUUCGUGGUCCAUCCAGAAGCAACAACCAGUUGAUGGUGGACGACCUCUUGACUCCUUGUUCCCCUGGUGACCCUGCCGCCGUAGAGAUGACCUGGAUGGAUGUGCCUAGUGAUAAGCUACUGGAGCCCAUAGUCUGCAUGUCGGACAUGCUGCGCUCUCUGUCCACCACCCGUCCCACAGUCAACACUGAAGAUCUCCUGAAGGUGAAGAAGUUCACAGAGGACUUUGGGAUGGAAGGCUGAGAGUCAGAGCCCCAGCUCUCCCUGGUCCACAAGAAGGGUCAAACUGCUCCAAGCAACACUCAUCAAACCCCCCCCGCCCAGCUGCUGUUCCACCCUGUAGGCUUCCAUCUCUCAGCUGAGCGCUUGGUUCACUGCCUCUCAUGGUUUUCAAAAUAAAAGACUGGUCUGUUCGAACAAAAAAAAAAAAAGGCAAGAAAUCUCAUCCAGGCCAGGGGGUUUUGAAUCCUCUGAGGAAGUUGACCAAAUGCUACAAUAGAAAAAUCUUGGUGUGAUUUCAUUUGGUAGUUGGAUAAUAGAGCCCAUGUUCUUUCCCCCAUUUCAGACAAUGUUCCAUUACAAAGCAGCCGCUACAGUGUAUUCACUACAAGAACUUUUCAUCUAACCUGCAUUGACGUGAGGAAAGCUGCAUUUGAAGUUUGUCCCUCCUGAGCCGAUUCUAUCUGACUGAAAGACUGUACAUUUUUUUUUUGCCUUUGUGCACUUUGCUUUGGUUUGCAAUGAAGGACA
This is a messenger RNA of Centropristis striata (black sea bass), 2576 nucleotides long. RefSeq names its product vacuolar protein sorting 4 homolog A (gene vps4a). Gene Ontology annotation, molecular function: ATP binding; ATP hydrolysis activity. Bases 738 to 2069 code for a protein of 443 amino acids. NCBI's taxonomy places the organism in Eukaryota, Metazoa, Chordata, Actinopteri, Perciformes, Serranidae. The record is from RefSeq and is a predicted model, not a curated record. The transcript is spliced from 14 exons. Gene Ontology annotation, biological process: vacuole organization; endosomal transport.